AUAAUUCUCUAGAAAGGAAGUGGAAACACUUUGUGGUUUAGUGUCUCUGCAUUCUGCUGAUACCUGCAGUUUGAUUGACACUCAAACAACAGAUACAAUGGAGAAGUGUGUUUUCUUCUUCUGUGUGUUUUCUUGUUGGACUACGCAACCCACAUCCAGUGAUGUGUCAGUGAGAGGGUCUUUUGAUCUGCUGAGAGUUCAGAAGGGAGAAAACAUCAGUCUGAACUGCAGCAUGACAAAACGAUAUGAAGUCGCCUGGUAUCACCUCAGUUCUGAAGGACUCAUUCUACUGAUUUCUGUGAAGAAGGACAAAAUAGGAAGAAAUCUCCUGACCAACUACGAUCGAAAUGAUGCUCAUCUAAAACUUACAACAGACAGCUGGAUCACCAGCGUCUCUCUAGUUAUUUCUGGAGUAACAGAGUCAGAUUCAGGUCUUUAUUUCUGUGGAACAAAGUCUAACACUCCAGAGAUGUUCUUCGACAAACCCAUCAGACUAGAGAUCGAGGGUCUUUCUGUAACAGAAGUGCCAAAAGAAGUUGGCAUCACAGAUGGUGUGACUACGCAAGAGAGGGCGUUGAUGUUCAGUGGUGUUGGUCUGGCUAUUGCAGUGUUUUUUCUGGCUACAGUCUUUGCAGGAGGAAUCAUUCACUAUCGAGGUUGGCAGAAAGGAUGGGCCGCAGCCAAACGCUCAUCUCUGAUUCAUCACAAAUCAGAUAAAUAACACAU
Molecule: messenger RNA, 726 nt
Organism: Cyprinus carpio (common carp)
Lineage: Eukaryota; Metazoa; Chordata; Actinopteri; Cypriniformes; Cyprinidae
Biological process (GO): response to bacterium
Source: RefSeq, a predicted model, not a curated record